Molecule: messenger RNA, 1667 nt
Organism: Vicia villosa (hairy vetch)
Lineage: Eukaryota; Viridiplantae; Streptophyta; Magnoliopsida; Fabales; Fabaceae
Product: diaminopimelate epimerase, chloroplastic
Exons: 9
Coding region: 205-1287 (360 amino acids)
Cellular component (GO): cytoplasm; cytosol
Molecular function (GO): diaminopimelate epimerase activity
Source: RefSeq, a predicted model, not a curated record
UACAUUAAGGGCACGUUUUUGACAAAAGUAAGAAAAAAACACACCGUGCACGUGCUCAUCCACAUCACCGGCGUCACUUAAACCAUACCCAAGCUCCGUAAGGGCACAAUCGUCAAAUAAUCUCCCUCUCCAACAACCCGUAGCCGCCACAGCACCUUUCCUCCGCCGUCACUACGAUUGCUUCUUCUCCGUCACAAUUUCGUAAUGGCCAUAACCGCUACCAUUUCAGUACCUAUUACAUCACCCACUCGCCGCUCUCUUGCUUCCUUCAAUUUCUUCCAAUCUUCUUCCCGUUCCAUUUUGUCCACACCACGAAACUCUUUCAAAUACCCUAACUCCCGCCUCGUUGCUUCCUCCAUGAAAACCGAAACUCCGGCGAAGACAACAACCUCCUCCACUUCAUUCCUCCACCAAAAGGAGUCCGGCUUUCUUCAUUUCGCGAAGUAUCACGGUCUCGGAAAUGAUUUCAUUUUGAUUGAUAAUAGAGACUCUUCUGAACCAAAGAUUAGUUCAGAGAAAGCUGUGCAACUAUGUGAUCGGAACUUUGGUGUUGGUGCUGAUGGAGUUAUUUUUGUCUUGCCUGGGAUUAAUGGCGCUGAUUAUACAAUGAGGAUUUUCAACUCUGAUGGUAGUGAGCCUGAGAUGUGUGGCAAUGGAGUGCGGUGCUUUGCUAAAUUUGUUUCUCAGCUUGAGAGUUUACAUGGAAGGCACAGUUUCACAAUACACACUGGUGCUGGGCGGAUUGUGCCUGAAGUCUUGGAGGAUGGAAAUGUCAAAGUUGAUAUGGGGGAACCAGUUCUUAAAGCAUCAGAUGUGCCCACUAAAUUAUCUCCAAAUAAGGAUGGUGCUGCUGUUAAAUCAGAGAUAGACGUCGAUGGAGUUAUCUGGAAUGUGACUUGUGUUAGCAUGGGAAAUCCACAUUGUGUAACCUUCAGUAGAAAAGGAGUUCAGAAUUUGGUUGUUGAUGAAUUGAAGCUUGCUGAAAUUGGCCCAAAAUUUGAACAUCAUGAGAUGUUCCCUGCACGAACUAACACAGAAUUUGUGCAAGUUCUUUCUAAUUCCCACCUGAAGAUGCGUGUUUGGGAGCGCGGAGCAGCGGAAACUCUCGCUUGUGGAACUGGAGCUUGUGCUACCGUUGUUGCGGCAGUUCUUGAGGGUCGUGCUGGGCGGAACUGCACGGUUGAUCUACCUGGAGGGCCUCUUCAGAUUGAAUGGAAGGGGGAAGAUAAUCAUGUCUAUAUGACUGGUUCAGCUGACCUAGUGUAUUAUGGAUCUUUGCUCCUUUGAAGUACUGCCCCUAAACUAGAAAGUUACUUCACCCACCUCCAUAUUUCGGAAAAACCACUCAUGAUUUCAGAAGUGUACUUCUAGGCUAUAAGUACACAUCCAUGUUUGUGCUUUUCAUCAUAUGUGUAAUUCUAAGUGACUUUGGGAGUGGGAAAAAUUUCACCCUGAAAUUAUUGUGCAAUUCAAUACUUUGGAUAGUUGAGUUUCUUAAUAGUUGUUUUACAAGAGAUUAAUAAGUGUUGUACAAGAGAGUGGUGGACUUUUAUCUUUUCAAUACUUUGGAUAGAUGAGUUUCUUAAUAGUUGUUUUACAAGAGAUUAAUAAGUGUUGUACAAGAGAGUGGUGGACUUUUAUCUUUUAGUGAAUGUUUUAACCAAGGA